AUGGACAGCUGGACUCUACAGGGGGACAGCUACUCCUUCCUACGCAGCGCGCCCCGCACCUUUUCCCUGUGUCACCGUGACGGGACGCCCAAUCACGUGGAGAUCUUUGACAUCACCAACAUCCCUAGCCACCGCAGUGCCAUCUCUGAAACGACCUGCCUGUGUGAUAUUUUUGGGGACGACUGUGAGUCACACUCCCUGUCAAGCAGCCCAGCCUCAGGGCCUUUUGUGCCUCUUCACAGAGAGGUGGAGAGGGGAGCUGCUGUAUCACCCCUGGUGGACGACUCAUCAGGCUCCUACCACACUGCCCCUGGCUCAAAACUAAGAGGGAGAGUUUCCCUACCUGACCUCUUAAGUAGAGGCUCCACACCUGACAUAGAAGAGUCUCCCUGUUCACUUGAGUUCAUACCUUACCUCUCUUCUGCAGGGGAGGAUACCACAAUAACUGACAAUCAAGAUAACAGGUCAGCCACUGAGCCUGGCAGUAUUGUAUCCACGCCUUCUCCUAGUUUCACACCUCCGCCACCUGUUACCUCAUCAUCCCCUUCACCUGAACCUACGGAGAGGAGUGUCUCGUGUGAAGUUAAAAGUUUAACUCCCUCACCUAGCCGACUGAGCACUACCUCUCCAACGCAGGCUUGGAUACAAACACCCUCACCUGUUCCCUCACCUGAAAUAACAAACACAUCUCCGACUUCUGAAUCCAGAAAUCGUCAGGCUCCCUCACCUUACCUGAUUCAUAAUUUAGCCCCAUCACCCAAGGUGAGGAACAGUAGCUCACUAGUAGAGCUGAGGCAUACUGCCAGCUCACCUGAAAUCAGGAUUACAGCAUCCUCACCAGAGGUGAAAAGAAAAGCAGAGUCCCCUGAAGUGAAUUUAAAAUCAAACUCUCCGGACUGUCACCUUGAGUCCAUCUCUCCAUACCUCAGAAGUCUCAGUUCAUCCCCACAUAUCACAGGAAUCUGUUACAGUGUUGUUCAACCUGAGGACAGGGACCCAUCUCUGUCUCCUGAGCUCUCUCGUCUCUCCUCUCCCGAGCCUGGCAGGGCAUACCUGUCACCUGAACCAAGGAGCCCCACCCCACAGACCAGAGAUAAUAAACAGACCAGAGAUAAUAAACAGACCAGCAUAGAAGAGACCACUGACACAUCAAGAGAAUCACCUCAUCUAGCAGUUGGCAUGUGUACUGUCCCACAGGCUAAGCACAUUGAAACAACUCUGUCACCUCCACCCAGGAACCAAACUCCCUCUUUUGAGCCAAAGCCUCACACUCCCUCACCUGAGCCUAGGAAUCAGUCCCCUUUAUCUGAGAGGUAUCAAACACUUUCUCCUCAACACAGACUGAGAGAUCCUUCACCUCUUUCCCCAUCACCUCAAUUGAGGUCUAAUCAACACUCACCGGUUGCCCCCUCACCUGAAGCUAUCCCUCCAUAUACACAGCCCUCUCCUGAGGUGGAGCUGGUUUCUUCUUCACUUGAUAUUACAGGAAUACCAGAUCAUAUCCACUUUGCAGAAGAAAAGGAAUCAGCCUCAUAUGAAUUAAGCACCCUUGGGGCUGACAUCAACAACACCUCACUAGUGGUGGAAGACGUUCAUUUACCUGAACCAAGUGUUUCACCUUUCAUCAAAGAAAGGGUGUUAGACAGCCCACCUAAACAACAAAGCCCAGGUCUCUCCUCAGAGUCGGAGUCCACACGGUUCACCUGCCUACAAACCUAUAGCUCACUCACCUGUACAGAGAGUGGAAAACCACCACUCAAAGUUGGAAGUGAAACCAGAGAGAAGCUUACUGAAAACAUGGCGCAUCACGUUCACAGAAAGAGAACUCCUUCUCCGCCUAUCACCAGGUUCACCCCUGUACAUAUUAUAGCCCCUGAGAAGCCAUACAGACAGUGGCAAAACAGAAACUAUAGCUGUGCUCAGGUGGCAGCAUCCCCGCUGACUGGUAAUUUAAAAAAUCCAGUGACAAAGAGGGAAAGCCCCAAUGUUGCCCCCAUUGACAGUUAUAGCCAGGCCCACUGGUUCAGGCUGGAAAGGGAACUGGAGAUGGAGAGGGAAAGAGAGAAGAAGAGGGAGGAGCGGAUGUGUGGGAAGGGGGAGGGAAGGCAGCAGGACGCCAGUUACAGAGGGGAACAGGUUGAGCUGUCAUUCAGUGCCAGGAAUAGAAAAGGGCCUGUGAGUCGCAGUACAGCAACCACAAGCAGAGAGACCCAUCAGGGAAUGCCAACAGUGAAUUCCUACUCAGAGAACUUGCUUGCUACCGGACAGCUACAGCAACAACAGAGUCUGUUCAGAGCCCAGACUUCCCAGCAAGACACCAGAGGAGGUGGUCUCAGCAGGAGAAUACAGCCCACUGUACCCCAUAACAGGAGCACUCCUCUUGGACGAGGGGCCACAAACAGGCCCCGCCAAAGUUCCAGCUCCAGCAUGGGAAGUGAGCUGGAUGAAGCAGAUGAUGAGGUGAAGUGGUUUACAGACCUAGCUUUCCGCAGCCUGUCAAGCCCUGAUGUAGAUUAUCUGGACAUGUACAACUCCAGCCACCAUUCAUCAACCAAUAUCUCCCAGCCAUCUACUCAGGAAAGCCCAGCUGGGGCAAAUGCUGCCUUGCUGGCCUACGCUGACUUAAGAGGAUCUGCUCCAAGGCUUGACAAUGAGGAGUUCUCAUUCCAGCCAUCUUGUCCUUAUUACACAGAUGGUCUAGACCCAGCAAAGCGCUAUGAGAUGGGAAGCUUUGAGUGUGUGGAUGUGGCUGUAGAGAGAGAGGACUCCAAGAAGGGCAAAAGAGGAGUGCCAAAGAGACAGAUUCAACUGAAGAGAAAGAAUACUGCUGAGAUGAAGCAGGAUGAGAGCAGUGAAAGUAGUAGCCCAGUAGUUUCUGUGAUGCCAGAAAGUCCUUCUUUCCAGAGGUGCUCUAAAGAGACCUUUUUAAGACAGCACAGUACACCAGCUUCCAUGCAAGAGUCCUACCACUCCCAGCCCAGCCCUGAGCCAGUUGAAAAUAACAGCAGAAAAUGUAAACUUCAGAAGUCUGCUUCUCUGGAUGAGACGUGUACAAGGACCAAGAUGGCCACAUGUCUCAUCAAGAGUGUGUUGUCCAAGAAGAUGCAAAGUUCUGAUAAACAAACUGAGGAGCAGAAAAGCAAAGAUGUCACUCCCCCAUCUGUGGACAAAACUCUAGCCCAGGAGAGUCAAGGGGCACUACUUAAAAAUUCCCCCAGUGAUGACACAUGCAAUCUAAGCUCCAGUUUUCCCUCAGACCGCAGUAUUUCAUCUUGUGAUUUUCGUAUGGGAAGAGAAGCAAGCACUAAGGAUAAUGCCAGACCGCAGAAAAAUGUUGGAGUAAAAUGCAAUGACAGGCUGAGUCCAAAUAUCAGCAAUGACAGUUUUACCUUGCUACAGCCUAACAGUGGCGGGACUGAGUCUCAAAGAAGGCGUGCAAUGUCAGGAAAAUCUGAAAUUAGGUCGGAACUGAUGGUGCCAUUUGACAGUAAACAAAUCACAACAGAAAAUGUCCCCUGGACUGGAGGAAAGCAAGCAGAUGAGAAUAAAAGAUGGGAGGAAACUGAGGAUGAUGACUCAGCAAAUACCUUGGCCAGAAAUACAGGAGCUCCUUUUGCCACUGGAGCCAGCGACAUGCUAGCCAGAAUGACAAACAGAGAUGAGGAAUGCGUGAUCAUUGACACAGAAGGCCAUAAACAACUGCAACAGAGUCAAAAGAGCACCUACAUGUCAAAAACACCAGAGAUUACCCUCAAUGCCAGUCCUACUGUAGAGAAAAAGAAAGCCUCUCUCAAGGUCUCUCUCACACCUGAGAUGGAAAAGAAAUCUGAGCACCAUGAAGCUCCUUCACCUGAAAUUCAUUUCAGGGAGAACAAAGAAAAGGUAGAGGCCAGAAAAGAUAGGAAAAUAGAGGAAGAAGAAGGAAGUGAGGAUAGCAAAGCUAAAGUCCCGAUCCAUAAAGUGAGAGAUGUUCGGAGACUUGUAAAAAAUACGUAUAAUUUGUCAUUCAAAGCAACAAGUGCAGUGAUGCCAUCACUUGAGAGUAGGAAAGGGACAGAAAAUAAAAAAGAAACAGAUGAGGAAUGCAGGGAAGAAGUAAAAGAGGACAGGAUGACUGAGAAACGUGAGGAAAGGAGGGAGGCAAGGCAAGAGGUAAGGGUAGGGGAAGCUGCAGAGGAAAGGAAUGAGGUGAGGAGGGAGGAAAUAAGUGAGGAGCUCAGGGAGGAGAAGAAAGAGGAGUGUAAAGAUGCAAAGCUGCCAACAUUAUCUCCAUCUCUGCAAAGAAAAGGAAAGCCUGCAUCUCGCCCACAACCAAUGCAGAUAGAAUGCAAAGCUGUUUGCUGGAAAGAAGACAAGAGCAAAAUGACAGCCAGAAAGACAGAAAAAGAUAACUCAGGUGACAAACGGCAAGAUUCUCCACAGCUGUCCGCUGACAUUGCCGGAGAGCCAGAGAAUAACUCUUAUGCAAAUAUGUGUAGUUACACAACAGGGGAUGCAAUAACAGUAAAGCCGUCUCAACCUGACGCUGCCAUGGCAGCAGAAACACAUGGUGCUGGUGACAUGAAAACUCCCAAAGUGCAUGAAAAUGAGGGUAAACCUGAGAUGUUCAGAGGAGACAAAAAAACCCCAAUGCUGAGGAAUCUCCCCAAACUCCCCAGUAAGGACAGAGAGGUGUCCACUGCUGUGGUGGUGAUAAGAGAUGGAUCCAGCAAGACCAGAACACCUGUGUCCCCCACCCAGGAUGAGCUUCCCAGCCCACUCCAAGAUCCAUCCACGUUACCCACUCUUCAGGCUGCCUCUGGCACUAUCUCUGGCAGUGGGGGCCACUCGGUUUCCAUGUUAUUAAAGGAAAAGGGCUACCAAGCUGACAUUGGAGCAGUAGUCGGUGAGGGUCAGAGUAUGGCUGGAGGUAAAGGGGUCCCCCAUAAGCAUGUGAACCGCUUGGAGGUCCCCGUCCAGACCUGCACGUACCCAGAAGGAGAGCUGAGUGAGUCUCGGAGGCUGAGGACAUUCUCUUCAUCCUCCUCCAAGUCUGGCCCAAUCACUGACAGCACAGAGACCAUCCCAAAGAACAGAGAAGAAGAGAGGUUUGGUGUAAGACCUACAGUAAAAGACAUGACAAAGCAAAAUAAUGGCUCUCAUCCCAAAAAUACACAGCAGCAAAUCAAACAGAAAGAACAGGGAGAUUUUGAAGCAGUGAAGAGACAAGAUCCAACUUUUCCUCCAAGAUCCCCUGCACUGAGGAGAUUUAGACCUCAGCCAAUCGAGGUGAAAUCUCUGUCCAAAGAAGCACAGAAACCAGAUAUGCCCACAAACAGCUUGCCAAGUGGUAGGCCUCAAACAAUUGAGGUAAAGUCCAUAGCAAACAACUCUCAGAAACCUGUUGUGCCACCAAAACCAAAUUACAAAUUCAAACCAGCAGAUUUUGAAACACAUAAAUCAGCAGAGGCAACUUUAAGUACAAAAUCACAGGGUGAAGAGAGGCCUCAGACAAUAGUAGUCUCCUCACCAACAAUCUACAGAAAACUCUCCAAUGACAACACAUCAGCAUCAAACUAUACAAGGAAAAUAGCUGUUUCCACAGUCUCCAGCUGCAGACCUCCAGCAAGCAAAACAACAUCAUCCACAAUCCCAAGUCCAUCAAACAGAUCAGCAGCAAAAUCAGAGACGGAGGCAUCAAAUGACAGAGCUCUGCAGCACCAGCCUGGCACCUCAUCUCAGAGCUCCAGAUAUACACAAAGACCAACAACUUCAACCACAACACUGACAUCAGCCACAGGGACAGGUCUAACCUCGGUUCUAGGUCCUGUCCCUGGCCUGCCAGCAAACCACGUCCCUGGACCUGCCUCUGUUGUAGCCAGCCAGUCAAGCCAGUCAGCUGUUAUGGAUCUACACAGCCAACCACAGUAUCCCAGGACAUCAUGUCCUCAAGACCAAGCUAUGCUUGCAAAUACUGACAGUACAAAAAAACCUGCACCUGUAUCCACAACACAAGUUGCAGGAUUCACAUGCGCACAACAGAGCUGCCACAGAUCACUGUCCAGUGAGCGUUCCCAGAGACCGGACAACCUUGCUUUUUAUGCAUCAGAUGACCCACCGAGCUAUGAUGAGAGGGAGAGCUUCAGUCCCCUCACGCUGCCAGAUUUGACCUUCAGGAAGGCAAAUCACUACCAACCCUCCACCCGCCCACCCCCAUGCUCCUGCACUACUGGCUGCCCCACCCACCCUGCCCUCAACCCUCCUCACCACCACCACCACAGCCCCCACAACCUCACCCCCCCUGCACCUUCACACUCCCCCGGACAGUCACUGUCUUACCCCAUGGCCCAGCCCCCCCAUCUCCGUCCUAAUCAGUGCAGGCCCGAGCUCCAGCCUAUGAGCUACCAGCCCAGCUCUCCAAAAUCGAGUCCCUUGGGUUCCAGCCAGCCACCAUCCAUGUUCCCACCCCUCCAUCAGCCCACUGCCUGUCCUCCACACCCUUCUUUCAUGCCAUCCUGCCCUGCUGACCGCCCAUUGCAGCCACCGCAACAUAUGGACCCCCGGCGCCCACCUAUCCACCGUUCUCCCCAGCAGCAGCCACCAGGGAUGGGCGGAGGCCCUUACAGUGAUCAUGUGCAUAGCCAUUCUCCUGGCCUUCCACCUCUGGACCCCCAGUAUUUGUGUGCACCUCAGAAUCUGGGGACGUCCUAUGGCUCAGAGUAUGGGGGUGAUAGCUCCAGCCUGUACUCUGAAAGCAACUAUGGGCAGACACCUCGCAGAGUGCUCAUGGAUCCUGAAACUGGGAAGUACUUCUAUAUUGAGGUGCCUGUGCAACCACUGAGGAAAAUGCUGUUUGACCCAGAAAUGGGACAAUAUGUGGAGGUGCUCAUCCCACAGCAGGCCAUGUCUCACUCGGGCCUCUAUCCUCCCUCUGCAGCCCCGUAUCCCUCCCUCCACAACCCCAAUAUGUACGGGCCUCCCCAACAGUAUCUGCCCUAUGUAGCUCCACCACCCCCACCACAUCCCCAGCCACCCCGCCAUCCUGAUGCCUCUGGCCCUACAACAAUGCACCAGAAUGGGGCUGGGGCUAGUUAUGGGGGUCCGUCCGGGCAAGGGUCCAAGCCAGAGCCCCAGACCCAUCCACCAUUAGACCAGAGCUACCUGGAAGGUAUGUACUACGUUCCUACUGGGAUGAAUGCAAGCCCCAAUCCCACGCCGCCAGACUGCUACCACAAACAUCCCCCAGGCCUGCCAAACACAGGGGGGAAAAGGUCCUGA
This is a messenger RNA of Lampris incognitus (smalleye Pacific opah), 7257 nucleotides long. Its product is annotated as serine/arginine repetitive matrix protein 2. Lineage: Eukaryota; Metazoa; Chordata; Actinopteri; Lampriformes; Lampridae. Gene Ontology annotation, cellular component: nucleoplasm. The record is from RefSeq and is a predicted model, not a curated record. The transcript has 5 exons. The coding region runs from base 1 to 7257 and encodes 2418 amino acids.